This is a messenger RNA of Metarhizium robertsii ARSEF 23, 798 nucleotides long. Its product is annotated as VanZ like family protein. The coding region runs from base 1 to 798 and encodes 265 amino acids. The transcript is spliced from 3 exons. The record is from RefSeq and is a predicted model, not a curated record. Lineage: Eukaryota; Fungi; Ascomycota; Sordariomycetes; Hypocreales; Clavicipitaceae.
AUGAAGUCAUGGGCUGCGCAAUCAACCAGUCGACUGUCCAAAAUCAGGCACGACACUGCUGCCAGUACCUGCCCAGCCCACUGGAAUGCGCUGAAGCUGAAUGGCCGCAUCCGCACUCAAGAUAUCCGGUCUGGUCUGAAUUACGUCCUCGACAAGCAUCCCCAGUACAUGUACCUUGCGCAAGCUGGCCUUGUUACCAUCAACAUCGGUGUCUUCCUGUUUUUGUUAUUGGUAGCAGGAUACGCCGGCCUCAGCAAGCUCCAGCUCGGGCAGUAUGUCAACGACAAAGUAUUACACGCCGGGACCUUCUUCUUGCUUACAGUUGUAUUCUACUGGAUUGUCGACACCAAUCGCCGCCGAACCCUAAACAUGACGCUGGUUGUUUGCACACUAUGCCUCGGCGUGGGAUCCGAGUUUCUGCAGAGCUUCCUUCCCAACGAUCGCGACUUUGACCUCUUCGACAUCGUGGCGAAUAUUGUCGGCAGCUUGGUUGGUUUAGGUCUGUGCUCGUGGUACCACAAGCGCAUGCUGGAGCGUAAGAGGCAGCGAAAAUCGUACAAUCCCGUUCCAGGAGAGGAUGGCGAAGACGUCGAACUGGGCCAAGGCCAGGAGAGUGGCAUUGUCGAUGCCGGCCCAUCCAGGGUACGGACAUUGGAGGAAGAGGUGGAUAAUUGGGAUGAAAAUGCCCCGGAUGACUGGGAUGAGGACGAUGUGCCGGAGACGUCAGCUCCGCCUCCUGUCAGGAGUCAAGAACCCGACACCGUUGACAUUGGCGAUGCAAAGAAGCGGACAGACUGA